AUGCUAAGCAAGAAAGUUAACAGGGAUUCGCUACCCAUCACGCCGCCAGAUAUCGAUAAUCCACCUUCCUAUAUCCCACUUAAGUCGAUCGACGGGAGGUAUCAGAUCAUUGAGGAGUUGGGGAACGGGUCCUUUGGAUCUGUAUCGCUGGCGAGAGCUCAUUUUGAUAUUGGCAAGAAUCAUAAUGACGGUAAGAUGUACAGGAAGACUUUGUUGAACCAGGCAGGGAUGGAUCACGAGAAUGCGAUUUGUAAAAGACAAGGUUUGGUCGCUAUUAAGACUAUGAUGACGAAAUUAUCGACGUUGCACGAUUAUACGCGAGUAAGGGAAAUCAAAUUUAUUCUAAGCUUGCCAGCUAAUAGGCAUUUGAUCCAGAUUUUUGAGAUCUUCAUUGAUAACAAGAAUUUCCAAUUGCAUAUAGUGAUGGAAGCUAUGGAGCAAAAUUUGUAUCAGAUGAUGAGACAUAGAAGGCGGCGAGUGUUUUCCAUACCAUCGUUAAAAUCCAUCUUGGCCCAAAUCUUGGCAGGUUUGCAUCAUAUUCAUGAGUUUAAUUUUUUCCAUAGGGACAUCAAACCAGAGAAUAUCUUGAUUUCGCCAAGCACAAGAUAUUUUGAUAAGGAUUGGUUAUUAGAAGGUAAUUAUACGGAUAAUUAUGUUGUUAAAUUGGCAGAUUUCGGUUUAGCUCGUCAUGUCACCAAUAAGAAUCCAUAUACUGCCUAUGUCUCCACUCGUUGGUACAGGUCACCUGAAAUUUUAUUGAGAAAUGGAUAUUAUUCUAGACCACUUGACAUCUGGGCCUUUGGUUGCGUAGCUGUGGAAAUAACUAUUUUCAAACCAUUGUUCCCAGGUUCUAAUGAGAUGGAUCAAAUUUGGAAGAUCUUGGAGGUCUUGGGGACUCCACAUACAACAAAGGAAAGUGAAAAGACAGGUUAUAUAUCGAAUGGAGGUCAAUGGGAAUUGGCCAAAACUUUGGCACAAAGAUUAAAUAUGAAAUUUCCCUAUGUGGAAGGAAGUGGGCUUCAGGAUUUGAUUUCCAGUUCUCAAUUGCAAUCAUUGGCAGAUGUCAUUAAAAGAUGCUUGAGGUGGGAUCCCAACGAGAGGGCUACAGCAACGGAUCUGUGUUCAAUGCCAUUCUUUAGAGAUACUGUGGCCGCUGUGCCGAAGGUAGUCUCAUCAACAAGAAAUACAGAACAGGCCCAAAUCUUCGCAGGUAUAAAACCUUCUCAAUCAAAUCAUAAGAGACAAUUGAUAUUCCACUCCAAGGAGCUCGAGGAAUCUCAUUUGACAAGACCGUUGAAGAUCAAUGAUGGGGAAACCAAAUUGAAGAAAAGUUUCUCAAUGAGUGAGUUCUUGCAGAACCAUAGCGAUGAUAUCCCAUUAAACGAUCCACCUCCAGCUAUCGAUACCGAUUCAACGAUUUCAGAUAAUCAAGAUGAGAUCGAGUUCUGUCAGAUUUCCAGUACGUUUGAGAAUGAUCAUUUCUUGAAGGAUUUGCCCAGCUUAAGGAUCAAUGAUGGAUCAAUCAAUGAAUCGAAGGAUAAUCUUAAAAGACUAACAGAUGAUAUUGAUGCAAUGAAUAAACAGAAUGAAACGGAUUUUCUCUUCGAUACACCACAAGUCUCCAACUCAAAGAAUUACGUCCACUAUACAAAUCAAAACCCUGAACUGAACCUGUUGAGCAACAAUGUACUGAUAAAUUCGGAUCACAGCUCCCUACAACCAGUGAACCGUUUACUGGACAACAUGUCGAUAGAUGAUUCGUUUAAUAACAACGACAUCAAUGGUAAUUGCAACGACAACAAUAACAACAAUCUGAAUGUCAUACCAAGAAGCUUUAUGCUACAGCAAGAUACACCAAACGGUAAUCAUAUAAUCAGCGGUAACCACAUCGAGCUAGCAUCCGAGACUAGUCAGCAUUUCGGUAACAUCACCUUUUAA
Molecule: messenger RNA, 1938 nt
Organism: Torulaspora globosa
Lineage: Eukaryota; Fungi; Ascomycota; Saccharomycetes; Saccharomycetales; Saccharomycetaceae
Gene: IME2
Product: protein kinase IME2
Exons: 1
Coding region: 1-1938 (645 amino acids)
Biological process (GO): intracellular signal transduction; protein phosphorylation
Cellular component (GO): cytoplasm; nucleus
Molecular function (GO): ATP binding; protein serine/threonine kinase activity
Source: RefSeq, a predicted model, not a curated record